Messenger RNA from Daucus carota subsp. sativus, 2679 nucleotides. RefSeq names its product wall-associated receptor kinase 2-like. Gene Ontology annotation, biological process: cell surface receptor signaling pathway; protein phosphorylation. Gene Ontology annotation, cellular component: plasma membrane. Bases 115 to 2445 code for a protein of 776 amino acids. Gene Ontology annotation, molecular function: protein serine/threonine kinase activity; calcium ion binding; ATP binding. The record is from RefSeq and is a predicted model, not a curated record. The transcript is spliced from 3 exons. NCBI's taxonomy places the organism in Eukaryota, Viridiplantae, Streptophyta, Magnoliopsida, Apiales, Apiaceae.
GCGUGUGGGCACACAAGUCAUUCAUGCUUUAAAAACAGAGCUAUAUGUGCAGUCGGGAAUCGAAUAUACACACCAAGAAAAUACAUUUCCGCUAUCGAAAAGCUAAACACAAAAAUGCACUUUGGUCUUUUUUUCCUUGUUGUUCUACUGCAUUUUUCCUGGGGGUUAAAACAGCUAGAGUCGACCACUCUAAGUUUUAAUACCGCCGACGCUAAUCACAGUAUUCUGAUGGCUGAAAACAUUACAAUUGACCCAAAAUGUCAGAGUAAAUGCGGAAACCUUAGGGUACCAUAUCCGUUUGGAAUCGUAUCAAAGGGUCGCAACUGUUCUAUAGACCCCUCUUUUGAUAUUACGUGCAAUGAUUCUUUCAAUCCUCCCAAGGCCAUUAUACCAACUACUAAUAUUCAGGUGUAUGAUAUAUCCAACACUGAAUUAAGAGUAUCUACUUCUGUUUCUUAUAGGUGCUAUAAUCAGUCCGGCGCGGUUUUAACUAAGGAAUCACAGAAAGUUAGUUUAGCGGCAACUUCAUUCCUGUGUUCUGCCGCAAAUGUGUUUACAGUUGUUGGCUGUGAUGACUUUGCCAGCAUUUACAGAGAUCCAUCUUCCAUUUCACGUAAAGGAUGCAUGACAACAUGCGACAACGCUGAGGACGUCGAUAAAGACGAGUGCUUGGGCAAUGGCUGUUGUCAAACACCCGUCAAUCUUGAGAAGUUUUUCUCCUUCGGUCUUUCAAGCGAUUUUAACCAUAAAUAUAACGUCUCAUCAUUUAACCCCUGCGGUUAUGCAUUUUUGGGUGAGAAAGAUAAAUUCAAGUUUCGAGGUACAUCAGAUCUUAUUGAUCCAGCUUUCCUGGACAGGACUAAGGCUAAUGUUCCUAUAGUACUAGACUGGAUUAUUGGGGAUAAAAAUUGCACUGAAGCACGUAAAGACCCAGCUUCGUAUGCUUGCAAACAUGAAAAUACCGACUGUAUAAAUGGUAAUCAGUCUGGUGGAUAUCGCUGCAGUUGCAAAGAAGGUUAUCAGGGUAAUCCAUAUAUCAGUCCAGGAUGCCAAGAUAUAAAUGAAUGUGAACAACAUACACAUGGUUGCCAACAACACUGCAAUAAUACUCAGGGGAGUUUUAAUUGCUACUGCAACUCCGGGGACUCUAUUGAUGUUGAUGGCAAAAACUGCACUGCUAAUGCUAAUGGCUCGAACUCCCACGGGAUCAAGUUGGUAUUAGGUUUGGUAAUAUGUUGCCUUUUAGUAAUCAUUGGAAUGAACUGGCUGUACUGCAUCAUGAAGCAGAGAAAGCAUUCCCAAUUAAGAGAGAAAUUCUUUGAGCAGAACGGGGGCUUCAUCUUAAGACAGCAAAGUAUCUCUGGGGGAGGCAGUGUUGAGUCUACAAAACAUUUCACUUAUGAAGAAUUGAAGAAAGCGACCAACAACUAUGCUGCUGAUAGAAUAGUUGGCCAGGGUGGUUAUGGUAUAGUCUACAAAGGAAUUUUACCAGAUCAACGUAUAGUUGCAGUCAAACGAUCUAGAGUAUUGGAUACGAGUCAAAUAGAUCAAUUUAUUAACGAGGUCGUGAUUCUUGCACAAGUUAACCAUAGAAAUGUGGUCAAACUUCUAGGAUGUUGUUUAGAAUGUGAGGUACCUUUGUUGGUAUAUGAGUUUGUAUCGAAUGGCACUUUAUUUCAUCAUGUCCAUAGUACUCAUGGAGGCUUGUCAUGGUUAUCUUUGGACAAUCGUUUGAGAGUUGCUGCUGAAUCUGCUGGUGCCCUUGCGUAUCUUCAUUCAGAAGCUUCUAUGCCCAUUAUGCAUAGAGAUAUCAAAUUAGCCAACAUAUUACUCGACGAGAACUAUGUUGCCAAAAUAUCAGAUUUUGGAGCCUCGAGGUUGGUACCCAUGGAUCAAACUAAAGUGAUUACAUUAGUCCAAGGAACUUUAGGCUACUUGGACCCUGAAUACUUCCAUACAGGGGAACUAACCGACAAAAGUGACGUUUAUAGUUUUGGAGUGGUCCUUGCAGAGCUCUUAACCGGAAGAAAACCAAUUUGCCUGCAAAAUUCUGUCGAAGAGGAAAAAAAUUUGGCUACAUAUUUCAUUACCUCCAUCAAGGAGGACAGAUUGUUUCAAGUUUUAGAUCGUCGAGUAGUGAGAGAAGGAACGAGGGAUCAACUUCAAAACGCUGCCCAACUUGUGAAGAGGUGCCUUAACCUUAAUGGUGAGGAAAGACCAGCAAUGAAGGAAGUGGCCAUGGAAAUAGAGAACCUCAGGAAAUUCACUAAACAUCCUUGGGCUAAUCAACAUGGCACUGAAAAAACCACAAGCUUGAUAGUUCAUACAGAGAUUCAGCAUUCAGACCUCUAUGAAAUUCAGCUAAGUUCUCAUAUUGGGAAUAACUCCGAACAGUAUAGCUCAAGUACUGUGAGUUUGGUACAUGAGGCAACCAGCCCUCGUUGAGAUAUAUCUUCAACUCCAUGAGUUGUGUAAUUAUAUAUAUUCAUAAUUAAAUACAUGCAUGUGUACUACUGCUACUGGUCAGUAGCUUCGGUUGUUGAGCCUCGUGCAAUUAGUUAGGUUGUGGUCUUCCUGUGUUGUUCCAAGUCGGUCGUACUCUCUCCAUUUCAAAAUGUACGACGUUUUGAUUUUUUGCACGUAGUUUAAAAUUUUUUGACCAUGUACUUAUAUUUAUUA